Acipenser ruthenus (sterlet) is the source of this 2601-nucleotide messenger RNA. RefSeq names its product zinc finger protein 239-like. NCBI's taxonomy places the organism in Eukaryota, Metazoa, Chordata, Actinopteri, Acipenseriformes, Acipenseridae. The record is from RefSeq and is a predicted model, not a curated record. The transcript has 2 exons. Gene Ontology annotation, biological process: regulation of transcription by RNA polymerase II. The coding region runs from base 271 to 1344 and encodes 357 amino acids. Gene Ontology annotation, molecular function: RNA polymerase II cis-regulatory region sequence-specific DNA binding; DNA-binding transcription factor activity.
GAGGAGCUCUGUGCUGCUGUGCUGGCACUGCCAAGUGCAGCUGCUGGAGAUUGAGGCAUUUUCAGAUUGUUAGCAAUAUCUCCACAAUCGAUUUUACAAAUGUGCGCAGAUUACAAUGAAUGCAGAGCGGUGUUAGGUUUUCUGGAGAGGUGCGAAGGCUAAGAAAACCCCAAUCAUCAUGAGCUAAAAGUAUAGAGAGAGAUUGAGAUUGAUUGAUUGAGAGGUUUGUAUGUCUUUUGACGUCAUAAAACAGUAUUUUGUGAAAAUAAAAUGUCCGACAAGGAAGGUGAAGCACUUUGUUCUGGUGGCGCUGAUCUCCUGGAAAGCAGUGCCAAUCAUGAUGGCCAGCACAUCAUGCAAGGUGAGCAUGAAAUGGAGAACCACCACCUGUACAUCCAUUGUGAACAUGAUUCCCUUGAUAUAAAUGAGGAAAACUAUACUCUGGCAUGCCAGGACUGUGAACAAGAGGAGCACGAGGUGAUGGCAGGGGGCUUGCUUCAUAAAUAUUCAGACUGUGUUGGCGCUUUUCCAGAAUACGCAGUUCCUAAACCAGUGGUGGAGCUCACCGCGGAUCCAUCUAACCACCAGGAUUCCAGGAUAACGAAGGGACAACAGAGCAAGGCCCUGAGCAGACAGUCUCAGAUCCCCCUCAUCACAGUGACCACCUUUAUUUGCGGGGACUGUGGAAAAAACUUUGUAAGGAAGUCAGACUUUGUCGUGCACCGCCGCAUUCACACAGGGGAGAGACCCUAUGAGUGCUCAUUUUGUGGGAAGGGUUUCUAUCAGGCGUCCAUGGUGCGCAGACACGAGCGGACUCACACAGGAGAGAAACCCUACCGCUGCUCAGAGUGUGACAAGUGCUUUGCACGCUCCACCUCCCUCCUGAUACACCAGAACACGCACACCGGGGAGCGUCCCUUCGAGUGUCCCUUCUGCCAGAAGACCUUCUCGGACCCCUCCACCCUGCAGCAGCACCGCAAGGGGCACAUGGGCCUGAAGCCCUUCCUGUGUGGGAUCUGCGGGAAGUCGUUCAGCCAGUCCUCCAGCUACACCUUCCACAAGGCCACCCACACCAACGAGCGGCCCUUCAAGUGCUCCCAAUGCGGGAAGGCCUUCAUCCGCUCCACGGCGCUGCUCAAGCACCGCCAGACCCACGUGCCCAAGUCCUUCAGCUGCGAGGAGUGUGGCAAGACGUUCCCUAAGCUGUCUGGCCUCAGGUCCCAUCAGAGAAUGCACAAGCAAGGCAGAAAAAUCGAGAAGGAGCUGCUGUCCUGCCAGGAACGGAAACUAAGCAGUUUGAACCCUCAAGAUUGCUGUUUUAUAAACCAGCAAGGUUCUAGCUGAUCUAAAGGUGGUCAGGGAUUUUUUUUAAAUUACUUUUCCAAAGGUGGUCAGCUGUUGCUCCAGCUAUGUUUAACUGCUCAACAGCAUACCUUUAAACUGGCAAAUUGAAACCACCCUGUAGGUUAGGAAAAAAUUUGAUAAAAAUACAGAGGGUAUUUAGAUAUAUGAUAUCUAUAGAGUGUUUUAGCAAAAACAGUGUUGGUUAUUCAAAGUACACCAUGCUAAUUUACUGACCAGUAAAAUUAUGACUAAUUACUACUUGCUUUGUAUAAUACAGUAUGUAUAGCACUGCAAAAAAUCAAUUUAACUGAAUGUAUGUGGAUUUGUUUUAAUAUUGUAAAGCUAGUAUUUUGUAGACACAAAUGCCAUUGCAGGUUCCUUCUAAUGUUGACAACACUACAUUGUUUCUAAUAUGUGUUCUCUGUUAUCAUGACGUUCUGGUUACUAGGUCAUCGAGACGCAUGAGUGGCUUCGUCUCUAUACACGUACACAUGCACACAAGACUCAACCCUCAUUGUGCUAGUGUGGAUCACAAGGGAUAGAAGUGCUGCUGGCUUUGUUGACACUAUUUUCAGUACUGGGUAGAUAAACAGACUAGUGGCUUGCCCAUAUGCACUUUAUAGCUGUUAAACCAUAUAUAUAUAUAUAUAUAUAUAUAUAUAUAUAUAUAUAUAUAUAGAUAGAUAGAUAGAUAGAUAGAUAGAUAGAUAUAACUGUAGUGUACAAAAGGCACGUGAAAGAAAAGGUUUUUAAAAAUGUACAGUUUAAAAGAUUAAAAAAAAUCUUGUUUUCAGGAUGUUUCGGGCAAAAUCCCUUCUUCAGCUGUUUAAAAAGAAAAGUAAACAGUGCAGUAAAUUUGCUGUUAUUCAAGAAUUGUAGUUAUACAAAAAUAAUUAUAAAAAUGUGUAUUAUUAAUCAACAAAAUGUUUGUGAAAUGCAUCUUUUGUAUGCUUACAUUGCCACGUGUAUUUACCUUUGUAUGUCUUUGUUUACCGUUCUGUAAUCAUUUUAAAUUAAUUUAAAAAUCCAUUGUUAUAAUAUUAUAGUGCAUUGUUAUGUUCACUUCAGGAUUUGUACAGCAUAAUUGUUUUUUUACGUGGAAAGGAAAACACUGUUCUACAUACUUAAACAACUUUAAGUUCAUUAAAGUCCAUAUCUCACAUAAAAAAUAUUUGUUUUGCUUUGGGGUCGUACUUGGUUUAUUUUCACGAUGAGCAAGAAAUUAAAUCUCCAUGAUGAAUUUUAGAGCACAGUUCA